GGGCCGGGCAAGUGUCAGCAUAGCCACCUUGUUCGCGCGGUGAUUGAAAUAGUAUAGUACCUGCAGCCAGCCCGUAAAACCCUAAGACACGCGUCCCUGGUCGUCCAAGGCCUUGGAAGAAUAACUACCCGGCUGCCCCGGAAACACUGCGUUCCUUUGUUUCUUGUGUUCUGCCUGCACUACACAGCCAAGCUUUUGCCCAAGGUCUACCAAGCUGCGCUGGGGGAAGCUUCGACUACUCUUGACAUUCGUUACCUACAUUCGUUAUCGACAGCCAACAUGGUAAUGUGGAAGCGUCUUGUUCCCACCGCCGUGGCGGCGCUGGCUGCCAGCGGGGUGAGCGCAGCGAGCUACGACGACAUUCCAGACAUCGAGGUCUAUGGACAACAUUUCUUCUACACAAACAAUGGCUCGCAAUUUUAUCUCAAGGGUGUCGCAUACCAGCAGAACUACUCUCCCAAUGGCUCAACAAGCGCCAAUACCAAGUACACUGACCCGCUUGCCGAUGGCGACGCCUGCCGACGAGAUAUUCCCUACCUCAAGCAAAUCUACACAAACAUUAUCCGCGUGUACGCUAUCGACCCGACCCAAAACCAUGACGACUGCAUGGCGCAAUUGGCCAGCGCAGACAUCUAUGUCAUCUCCGACUUGGGCGAGCCCGGCACAUCCAUCGAGUCAAACAACCCAGAGUGGGAUGUCACGCUUUACCAGCGAUACACAGGCGUCGUCGAUGCGCUGAGCAAGUACCGAAACGUCAUUGGUUUCUUUGCUGGUAACGAGAAUGUUAGCAGCGACAACCAAACCGCCGCUGCCGCAUUCGUCAAGGCUGCUGUCCGCGACACAAAGACAUAUAUCAAGAACCAGAACUACCGCAGCACUUUGGGAGUGGGCUAUGCAACUGCCGAUGUCCCGUCUCGCGACGAGCUCGCGCAUUACUUUGCGUGCCAACCCGGCAACGCGGGUAACACAACCUCGAUCGAUUUCUGGGGUUACAACGUUUAUUCUUGGUGCGGUGACAGCAACUACGCAAGCUCUUCCUACGGCGAACGCGUCCAAUUCUUCUCCGAUUAUCCGGUGCCCGUUUUCUUCGCUGAAUACGGUUGUAUCGAGGGUCUUAGCAGCCCCACAAGCCGUCCAUUUACUGAGGUCGAAGUUUUGUACGGCAAUAUGACCGACGUCUUCUCUGGUGGUAUCGUCUACGAGUGGUUCAUGGGCGCAAAUGACUACGGACUCGUUUCAUUGGCUGAUAACGGCGCAAGUGUGUCUCCAUACCCCGACUUCACGUCUCUACAAAGCCAGCUUGCUUCCGUUACUCCGACCACCACUCAGCGCUCCGAGUACACACCUACCAAUUCAGCACCCGCCUGCCCUUCAGUGGGUGGAACUUGGCUCGCGCAAGCUUCUCCGUUGCCUCCCAACGUAAACCCUCAGCUAUGCGCGUGUAUGGUAGACAGUCUACAGUGCGUCUACACUUCCGACGACGACGACGCUUACGCCGACGACUUCAACUACAUCUGCGGCGAGAACGAGGACUACUGCAGCGGAAUUGCGCGCAACUCUACAACUGGCGACUAUGGUGCCUAUUCUGGCUGUGAUCCCAAGGACCAGCUCGCUUUCGUUGCAAACCAAUACUACAUUGGUCAGAAGAAGCGCGCAGAUGCCUGCAGUUUCUCGGGUAGGGCAAGUACUCAGAGCGCAUCGACUGCGAGUGGUUGUGCCUCGUUGCUGAGUGCUGCGGGCAAGAACGGUGACGGCACCGUACCCACUGCUACAGGCAAGGGCACAGCAGCUGUGAGCGGCGGCAGUGGCAGUGGUGGAGCAGCAAGCUCCAGUAAGUCCGAGGCUGCUGCUCCUAGCGUUAAUGCCCCUGGCUUCUUUGCCCAUGGUGAUUUGGUCAUGGGUGCAUACGCUGUUCUGGCAGCAGGAAGUUUGCUGGGCAUGCUUGUACUAUAGGUUAGCUGGAGAGAGGUGUGGUGUGGUGAUGAAGCAUGCUUGGAUGCUAUGCAGUGAGCCUAUAUGCUGAGGAGCAAGUGUUUGGGGGCUUUUUUUUUGGCGUUUUUAAUCAUUGUUACAAUUGACCAAUAUAGUUCAACUUUCUCUCAAGCUUAACUAGCUGUACGUACCACACGUGAAGACCAGACUCGGUGACUCUCGUGGCCGAC
Alternaria alternata is the source of this 2162-nucleotide messenger RNA. RefSeq names its product 1,3-beta-glucanosyltransferase gel3 precursor. Lineage: Eukaryota; Fungi; Ascomycota; Dothideomycetes; Pleosporales; Pleosporaceae. The record is from RefSeq and is a predicted model, not a curated record. Gene Ontology annotation, molecular function: 1,3-beta-glucanosyltransferase activity. The transcript has 2 exons. Bases 280 to 1953 code for a protein of 557 amino acids. Gene Ontology annotation, biological process: fungal-type cell wall (1->3)-beta-D-glucan biosynthetic process. Gene Ontology annotation, cellular component: cytoplasm; fungal-type cell wall.